Messenger RNA from Cololabis saira (Pacific saury), 3231 nucleotides. Its product is annotated as calcium-transporting ATPase type 2C member 1-like. NCBI's taxonomy places the organism in Eukaryota, Metazoa, Chordata, Actinopteri, Beloniformes, Belonidae. Gene Ontology annotation, biological process: intracellular calcium ion homeostasis; manganese ion transport; calcium ion transmembrane transport. Gene Ontology annotation, cellular component: Golgi membrane; plasma membrane; endoplasmic reticulum. Gene Ontology annotation, molecular function: P-type calcium transporter activity; ATP hydrolysis activity; ATP binding. The record is from RefSeq and is a predicted model, not a curated record.
GCAGCAUGGAGGACGGGUUUCCUGGAAGAUGCUGAACGACCGGGAGCUGCUGCUUUCCCAGAUCCGUCCCCCCUGUGAAGAUGAGACCAUGGUCCCGGUUCUGACCCACAGGAAAGCCAGCGAGCUCCCCGUCAACGAGGUGGUGUGUGUGCUGCAGGCCGACCCGCUCCGGGGCCUGACCCAGGAGGAAGUUUCCCGGAGGAGGAACUACCACGGCUGGAACGAGUUCGACAUCGGAGAAGAAGAACCGCUAUGGAGGAAGUACCUGUCCCAGUUCAAGGAUCCUCUCAUCCUGCUCCUUCUGGCCUCCGCCGUCAUCUCCAUCCUCAUGCACCAGUUCGACGACGCCAUCAGCAUCACCGUGGCGAUCAUCAUCGUGGUGACGGUCGCCUUCGUGCAGGAGUACCGCUCAGAGAAGUCCCUGGAGGAACUGGGGAAGCUGAUGCCUCCAGAAUGUCACUGCAUCAGGGAUGGGAACCUGCAGCACCUGCUGGCCAGAGAGCUGGUUCCUGGAGACACCGUGUGUCUGUCGGUGGGGGAGAGAGUUCCUGCAGACCUGCGGCUCUUCGAGGCCACGGACCUGUCGGUGGACGAGUCCAGCCUGACGGGAGAAACCACCCCGUCCUCCAAGUCCACCGUCCCCCAGACCUCCAGCGGAGACCUGGCCUCCCGCAGCAACAUCGCCUUCAUGGGGACGCUGGUGCGCUGCGGCAAAGCUAAGGGCAUCGUCAUCGGGACCGGAGAGAACUCUGAGUUUGGGGAGGUUUUCAAAAUGAUGCAAGCUGAAGAGGCUCCGAAGACGCCGCUGCAGAAGAGCAUGGACCUGCUAGGGAAGCAGCUGUCGCUCUACUCCUUCUGCAUCAUCGGCGUCAUCAUGCUGGUGGGCUGGCUGCAGGGGAAGAGGAUCAUGGACAUGUUCACCAUCGGCGUCAGUCUGGCGGUAGCCGCCAUCCCCGAGGGUUUACCCAUCGUGGUGACGGUGACGCUGGCGCUGGGCGUGAUGCGAAUGGUGAAGAAGAGAGCCAUCGUCAAGAAGCUGCCCAUCGUAGAGACGCUGGGCUGCUGCAACGUGAUUUGUUCAGACAAGACGGGAACUCUGACCAAGAACGAGAUGACGGUGACGCAGCUCUUCACGUCCGACGGCCUCCACGCCGAGGUGACGGGCGUCGGCUACAACGGAGCCGGAGAGGUUCUGCUGGACGGGGAGAUGAUCCACGGCUUCUCCUGCCCGUCGCUCAGCAAGAUCGUGGAGGUCGGCUGCAUCUGCAACGACUCGGUGAUCAGGAACUACACGCUGCUGGGACGACCCACGGAGGGAGCGCUGAUCGCCCUCGCCAUGAAGCUGGGCCUGGAGGGCCUGCAGCAGGAGUUCGUCCGUCUGGAGGAGUUUCCCUUCACCUCGGAGCAGAAGUGGAUGGCCGUCCGCUGCGUUCACCGCACCCAGCAGGACAAGGCCGGCGUCUACUACAUGAAAGGAGCCUACGAGCAGGUGAUCCGGUUCUGCAGCUGCUACAACAGCCGCGGCGCCGCGCUGCCGCUCAGCCAGCAGCAGAGGGAGCUGUUCCAGCAGCAGAUCAGCUACAUGGGCUCCGCCGGCCUCCGAGUGCUGGCCUUCGCAUCAGGGCCCCAGAUGGGGGCCCUCACCUUCCUGGGUCUGGUUGGAAUCAUCGACCCCCCCAGGACGGGGGUGAAAGAGGCCGUGGGGACGCUCAUCAGCUCCGGGGUCGCCAUCAAGAUGAUCACCGGGGACUCCCAGGAGACGGCCGUGUCUAUAGCCAGCCGUCUGGGUCUCUACUCUAACGGAGGCCAGUGUUUGUCUGGAGACGAGGUGGAUCAGCUGGACCUGCAGCAGCUGUCACACGUGGUUCCCCGGAUCUCGGUGUUCUACCGGGCCAGUCCCCGACACAAGCUGAAGAUCGUCAAGUCCCUCCAGAACCGCGGUGCCGUGGUGGCCAUGACGGGGGACGGGGUGAACGACGCCGUGGCGCUGAAAGCCGCCGACAUCGGCGUGGCGAUGGGCCGGACCGACGACGUCUGCAAGGAGGCGGCGGACAUGAUUCUGGUGGACGACGACUUCCAGACCAUCAUGUCGGCCAUCGAGGAGGGAAAAGGAAUCUACAACAACAUCAAGAACUUCGUCCGUUUCCAGCUGAGCACGAGCAUCGCGGCGCUGACGCUCAUCUCCCUGGCGACGCUGAUGAACUUCCCCAACCCGCUGAACGCAAUGCAGAUCCUGUGGAUCAACAUCAUCAUGGACGGCCCGCCGGCCCAGAGCUUGGGGGUGGAGCCUGUGGACCGUGAUGUCAUCAGGAAGCCGCCGCGCAACGUGAAGGACAGCAUCAUCACCCGCAGCCUGCUGGCCAAGGUGCUGGUGUCGGCCAUGAUCAUCGUCUGUGGGACGCUGUUCGUCUUCUGGAGGGAGCUGAGGGACAACGUGAUCACGCCGCGGGACACGACCAUGACCUUCACCUGCUUCGUCUUCUUCGACAUGUUCAACGCCCUGAGCUCCCGCUCCCAGACCCGGAUGGUCCAUGAGAUGGGUCUGUGCUCCAACAGAACCUUCUGCUACGCCGUCCUGGCCUCCAUCAUGGGACAGCUGCUGGUCAUCUACUUCCCCCCCCUGCAGAAGGUGUUCCAGACGGAGUCGCUGAGCAUUCUGGACCUGCUGUUCCUCGUCUCCCUCACGUCCUCCGUCUGCGUCGUCUCUGAGAUCAUCAAGAAGGUGGAGAGGUGGAGGGGGGCGGAGCCCCGGCCUCAGGGGGCGGAGCCUCAGGGGGACCGCUUCCUGGACGUAUGACCUACGACCCCGCCCCCUGGAAUAUGACCCCGGCCCCGCCCACCCCCACCCGUCGUCGUGGCGACGGAGACGGCGAGGGCGACGUCCUCAGGUCCCACACCGGUGACUCGUCUGCGCUGCAAAGACUCGUGGGGUUUUUAAUGUGACUUUUCCUCAGACGGGGGUUUACGUCAGCUAAUGACGAACGCCCUCCCGCCGUUUUGAAGCUCCGCCCCCUCCCGCCGUUUUGAGGCUCCGCCCCCUCCCGUCGUUUUGAGGCUCCGCCCCCUCCCCCCCCCCAAACAUGGAACCGGUUCCCUCGGCGGCGCCGGCGGGUCUUCAGGGUCCAAACGCUUCCUCAUCCGGUGCCUUACAGAAGUCAUCCAUGGUUUGGUUCCAGCCCCCGCCGAGCCGCCGCAUCACUUCCUGUCGGCCCCACCGAGCUGCCGCAUCAC